Messenger RNA from Castor canadensis (American beaver), 2619 nucleotides. The record is from RefSeq and is a predicted model, not a curated record. Lineage: Eukaryota; Metazoa; Chordata; Mammalia; Rodentia; Castoridae.
AACCUAGGGGGAGGGGCGCGCGCGGGCGGGCUGCGGACCCGGCCGGCCUCGCCUAGCGAAGGAAAGGCGGGAGGGCGCGCGGCGGGGCUGCUCGCUCCACCGCUCCCUCCCUUCGCCAGUAGGUUUAGUCAGUCAGCUAGUCAGCCAGUCAGCCAGAAGCCGGGGAGCCCGCGAGCCGCAGAGGGCUGGAGCUUCGGACACCGGCGCCUCUUCCUGCCAUUGUUCGUCGGGCUGUAGCAGCGGCAAGCGCGGGAGCCCCGGCCGCGAGCUACCGCAACAUCAUGACAACAGAGAAGAGUUUAGUCGUUGAGGCAGAAAAUUCUCAGCACCAACAACAGAAGGAAGAAGGUGAGGGAGGCACAAACUCAGGCCAACAAGAAACUCAGCUGGGACAGGCUUCCCAAGUGGCAGCUGAGGGAGAUAAUCAGUGUGAACAGAAGCUGAAAACAUCCAAUGGAGACACUCCUACACAUGAAGACUUGACCAAGAACAAGGAGCGGACAUCAGAAAGCAGGGGCUUGUCACGACUGCUCUCCUCAUUUCUCAAAAGGCCCAAAUCUCAGGUCUCUGAGGAAGAAGGCAAAGAGGUAGAGUCAGAUAAAGAAAAAGGUGAAGGAGGUCAGAAAGAGAUAGAAUUUGGAACCAGUCUUGAUGAAGAGAUCAUUUUAAAGGCACCAAUUGCAGCUCCUGAACCUGAACUCAAAACAGACCCAUCCUUGGAUCUUCAUUCAUUAAGCAGUGCAGAAACACAGCCAGCUCAGGAAGAACACAGAGAAGAUCCAGAUUCUGAAACUAAGGAAGGAGAAGGACUUGAAGAUUGCCCCAAAGUAGAUAAAAAAGAAGAUCCUGAAUCAAAAGCAGAAGGAGAAUUAAAAGCUUCCCAGAAAUUGGUCAGAAGACACAGAAACAUGCACUGCAAGGUUUCUCUGUUGGAUGACACUGUUUACGAAUGUGUUGUGGAGAAACAUGCUAAGGGACUAGAUUUGCUUAAGCGAGUAUGUGAACACCUCAAUCUUUUGGAAGAAGACUACUUUGGUUUAGCCAUUUGGGAUAAUGGGACCUCUAAGACAUGGCUGGAUUCUGCCAAAGAAAUAAAAAAACAGGUUCGAGGUGUCCCUUGGAAUUUCACAUUUAACGUGAAGUUCUAUCCACCUGACCCAGCACAGUUAACAGAAGACAUAACAAGAUACUACUUAUGUCUUCAGCUUCGGCAGACAUCGUAUGCAGGACGUCUGCCCUGUUCCUUUGCAAUUUAGCAUUACUAGUUCUUAUACCAAUCCAGUCUGAAGCUGGGAGACUAUGACCCAGAACUCCAUGGUGUGGAUUAUGUUAGUGAUUUUAAAAGUGGCCCAAAUCAGACCAAGGAACUUGAAGAGAAGGUCAUGGAACUACAUAAGUCAUACAGGUCCAUGACUCCAGCUCAGGCUGACUUGGAAUUUCUUGAGAAUGCCAAAAAGUUGUCUAUGUAUGGAGUUGAUCUUCAUAAAGCAAAGGACUUGGAGGGAGUGGACAUCAUCUUGGGUGUCUGCUCUAGUGGCCUUUUGGUUUACAAAGAUAAAUUGAGAAUUAACCGGUUUCCUUGGCCCAAAGUGCUAAAGAUUUCUUAUAAACGUAGCAGUUUUUUCAUCAAGAUCCGUCCUGGAGAGGUACAGAAUUCUUGUUUUUUUCUUUCCAAACCAAACAUAGAACAUGCCUAAAACAUCUCUUCCAGCUGGACAUGGUCUUAAAUGCCUGUAAUCCCAACAUUAAGAUAACUGAGGUAGGAGGAUUAAAAGUUUGAGGCUAGUCUGGGCUAUAUGGUGGGACCUGGUCUCAAAAACAAACAAACAAACAACAUUUUUUCUUCCCAUGUUCCUCAUUAUGUCAUCUAAUAGGUAUCUGUGUAGUUGACUAUUUACUGGCUGAUGAUUUGUUUUCUACGAUGGUCAGUCCUGUAAUGCUUCUUUUCUUCCUUACUACUGGUCUUCUGGACAUUUCUCUUCUUAUAAGUAGACCUCCAUUGCCAAAAGUGAAACUUGAAUUGGUUAAUUUGUCUCUUGUUUACUUCAGGCAAAAACUUGAUGGAAAAAAUUUUAAAAUUGAAUAGCAUGAGAUUUUAAAAUUAUUUAUGGCAUUAACAUACUCAUGUGUGUUCAACUUUGUACCAGAUGAUGCAGUUAUUAAUUGGUGGCCAAGUUUCAAGAUAUACUAAUGCUGGCCAAUUUUAACUUUUAUGUUGAAGAGUUGUGAUAGUACAAUAGGAAGUUGUUUAAGUAGGAAUUAGUGUUUUUUUUUUUUUAAAGCUUUAGCUCCUCUGGCACUUACUAAGUAAAAAACCCUGGACAAAUCUAAAACUCAGCUUCCUUUUGAUUCAAAGGAAUCUUCUCCAUCCAGGUGGAUUUGAAGAUCAGAUGAGCUGACAGCUAUGAAAAAGCUCUAAACAGAAAAGGAUCAUACUAAUGUAAGGUAGCUUUCUUGUGUAUAUAUCACCAUCUGCUGGUGAAAGAUAGCUUACUAUUUGAGCCUGGAAAUUCUAAAUGUGCAGCUUUAAAAAUCUUGGCUAGAGAUGAUCACUGAAGCACUCAUUUUAUACUAUAGUUAUUUACCUGUGCUUAUCAGUACACUUGUAUUUAAAACUUC